Messenger RNA from Geodia barretti, 675 nucleotides. The record is from the annotation of a GenBank genome assembly. Lineage: Eukaryota; Metazoa; Porifera; Demospongiae; Tetractinellida; Geodiidae.
AUGGCCUGGCGCUCCCACGGCCAAUCUAACGAUGAUUUAGUCGACAACCUGAAGGCGAACGGGAUCGUCACUUCUGCUCGCGUGGAAGCCGCCAUGAAAGCCGUGGAUCGCGGUAAUUUCUGCGCCUACAAUCCCUACAUGGACUCGCCUCAAAGUAUCGGGCACCAGGCGACCAUCAGCGCCCCGCACAUGCACGCAUACGCCCUCGAACUGCUCCGCGACCAUCUCCCCGAAGGUGGAACGGUGUUGGACGUCGGCUCGGGCAGCGGCUACCUCACGGCUUGCUUCGCGCACAUGGUCGGUCCGACCGGUUGCGCGGUGGGCAUAGAACACAUUCCAAACCUCACCAAACUCUCCGUUGAGAAUUUGAAUAAGAGUAGCCCAGAACUUUUGAAAGAAGAGAGGGUGCUUUUGGUGACAGGAGAUGGAAGAUUGGGCUACCCGCAAAAGGCGCCCUAUGAUUGUAUUCAUGUUGGAGCAGCCGCUGGGUCCGUCCCAAGUGCCCUCCACGACCAGCUGAAACCUGGAGCACGGCUCGUCGUGCCGGUGGGACCCGAGCAUGGUGUGCAAUAUUUGGAACAGCACGACAAGGCACAGGACGGGAGCGUGAAAAUCCAGCGGCUAAUGGGAGUUCGUUAUGUACCACUGUGCGACAAGGAGCACCAGCUGAAUUAG